Messenger RNA from Cuscuta campestris, 1904 nucleotides. The record is from the annotation of a GenBank genome assembly. NCBI's taxonomy places the organism in Eukaryota, Viridiplantae, Streptophyta, Magnoliopsida, Solanales, Convolvulaceae.
GACAUUGAAUGUCUUAAUGUGUCUAAUUUUGUCUUAGUGUAUAUAUCUUGUAUACUCCAAGUGAGAUUCCUCUACCACUUCUUGAGCAAAUAAUUGGUGAACUCCACGUGGGGUAUACUAAAUAUACACAAAUACAAAAAUAGGCAAAUAAUGAGAAUUAAUGUUUGUGUAUAGACUUGGCACUAUACAAUGUCCAUGUGUAUAUACCUUCACGGGAGAGGGGAUACUUGUCACUAUACAAGAAUGGAUUGUGGCAUACUCAUCUUCCCUAGCUUGUAUCACUUUCCUUUCAAGACUCAUUAUUAAGAUGGUAUUUGGCACUGUGAUUUUCAAGUUUACUCACUUGCGUCUCUGAGUUUCGGCCGCCAUUACGAGUUGGAAGUGGAAGACUGGAAGCCGUCAAGAAAUUGCUCCCUCUUUCUCUUUGACUCAUUCUCAUUCUUUCACCUCUUAGCUCCCACUCCCACCACAGUCAAAGACUCCAUCUUUCUAUCCUCAAACUUUGAAUUUUCCCUAAAACAAAACCAGAUGGGCAAUAUGUUCGGCAAAGGUCCUCCUCCGGCGGAUUCUCCGGCGGAACGAUUCGACAUUUCCGCCGAUCUGGUUUCCUACCUGUCGGCGUGCGAGAGGGAUCCGGACUUCAGAGCCUUCGAUUCGACCCUCCGGGACCGCACCACCAGAGCCAUCCACUCCGUCGCCGCCAACCUCGACGGCCGGACCCUCUCCCUCGACUGCCUCCGGGAAGUCACCGUCUGCUUCCACGACAUGAACCACCAGGUGGUCAAUUUCAUUCUCGAGAGCAAAAGGGAUGUCUGGAAAGACCCCGACCUCCUAGAUCUGGUCAAGGAGUACCUCGACAACAGCCGCCACACCAUGUCCUUCUGCACCGCCCUCGAAUCCUCCCUCCACCGCGUCCAUUACAGCCACUCCAUCCUCAAAUUCGCCCUCCAGAAGUUCCACGAAGAGACGACCCAGAUCCAAAAUCUAGGGUCCGACCCGACCCUUUCUUACCCCAUGACUCUUGAGCAGCUCAAAUUGUUCAAAGAUGCAGGUAACCCUUUCACGGAGAAGUUCUUUUCGCAGUUUCGUGUGAUUUACACGAAGCAAGAAUCAAUGUUGAGAAAACUAAGGGAGAAGAAGAGGAGGCUAGACAAGAGGCUGCAGAGGAGGAAGUGCUGGAGGAGGAUCUCCAACGCCAUAUUCGCGUCGGUGUUCGUCUCGGCCCUAAUCUGCUCCGUGGUUGCCGCGGCGGUGACGGCGCCGCCGGUCGUGGCGGCGCUGGCGGCGGCGGCGGCGGCCCCGCUGGGGAGCGUGGGGAAGUGGAUCAACAACUUGUGGAAGAAGUACGAGAGCGAGGUGAGGAGGGAGAGGGACGCGGUGAGCGCGAUGGGGGCGUGGAGCGAGUACGUCGUGCUCCAAGACUUGCACAGCAUCAAUGCGCUGGUGGAUAGGUUCGUGGUGGGGGUUGAGGGGUUGAUGGGGGCGGCGGACUUCGCCGGAGGAGGGAGGGAGGCGGUGGAGAUGGCGGUGGAGGAGAUAAGGAGGAACGUGGAGGGGGUUAUGGAGAUAGCAGAGGUUUUGAGUGUGCAUGCAGAUGAGUGCAAGAAGCAUAUAAGGAUGGGCAGAGCUGUCAUUUUGCAGAAGAUCAAUGAGCAGCCUGCUGCUGCUGUUCCUUCUUCUUCUCCAUCACCCAGUUGUUUGUUCUUUGGCUGAAACUCUUAUGAUUCUGGAGAUUGGUAUUUGGACCAACAAAGCCUAUUUUGGUCCGUUUCAAUUUUAUUGCGGAGAAGUUGUAGUUAAUUGCUCCCAGAAUAAGGCUUCCUGCACAGCUUGGUCCAUGUAACUUAAUUUGGUCUGGUUCAAGAGCAUUUGUUUAUAUGUAGUACGGCAAUUUGUUUGUUUUC